Molecule: messenger RNA, 2109 nt
Organism: Lampris incognitus (smalleye Pacific opah)
Lineage: Eukaryota; Metazoa; Chordata; Actinopteri; Lampriformes; Lampridae
Exons: 1
Coding region: 1-2109 (702 amino acids)
Biological process (GO): DNA integration
Molecular function (GO): nucleic acid binding
Source: RefSeq, a predicted model, not a curated record
AUGGAAUACAAGGACAGGACAUCAACACAAGCAGAGUACGUCGUACAGAAGCUGGCAACUCCUCUGCUUGGCUUUCCAGCCAUUUCAGCACUGCAGCUACUACAUCCAUUGGACAGUGUGAGAGAGCUGGAGGCUGAGAUGAAAGAACAAUACUCCAAGGUCUUCACAGGGCUGGGUUGCCUGAAGGGGGAGUACAGGAUAAAGCUGAAGGAGGAGGCCAAGCCCUACGCGUUGUCGCUGACACGACGUGUACCUCUACCUCUACAUGACAAAGUCAAAGAAGAGCUCCAGAGAAUGGAGGACAUGGGAGUGAUCAUGCCCACUGAAGAGGCGACGGACUGGUGCGCGGGGAUGGUCGUCGCACCAAAGCCCAAAGGAAAAAUCAGAAUCUGCUCCGACAUGACCCAUCUGAACGAAUAUAUCGUCAGAGAGAGGCACAUCUUGCCUGCCGUCGACGAAACCCUGGCCAAGCUCGCAGGUGCAACAGUGUUUACAAAACUGGAUGCCACAGCCGGGUUCUGGCAGGUCUCUUUACAUCCAGAAUCAGUCCCGCUGACAACAUUUAUCACCCCAUUCGGGAGAUACUGCUACAAGAAGCUUCCGUUCGGGAUCUCGUCAGCACCAGAACAUUUUGAAAAGAGGCUGACACAGAUGCUGACGCUCCACAGUGAAAAAUGUGAGUUUGCAGUGGACAAGAUCAUGUUCCUGGGCCAUGUCGUCGGAGCUCAAGGCAUCGAGGCAGACCCUGGAAAGAUCAAAGCGAUCAAGGAGAUGCCCACGCCCAAAGAUGUUGCUGAUGUGAGGAGGUUUAGGGGCAUGGUAAACUACGUGGGUAAGUUUUCACCACGUAUCGCAGAGCUCACACAGCCGCUACGAGAACUACUCAAAACAGACACCGACUGGGAAUGGGGGAGCAUGCAGCAGCGUGCUUUCGACGAGCUGCGCCAGGAACUGAGUUCGCCUGCAGUUCUGGCACAGUACUGCCUGAACAGACCGACCAGAGUUGCAGCGGACGCUUCCUCCUUCGGACUGGGAGGAGUUUUGUCUCGGAAGCAACCGUCAGGGGACUGGCGCCCAGUCGCAUUCAUCUCAUGCAGCAUGACAGACGCGGAGCGAAGAUAUGCCCAGAUUGAAAAGGAGGUGCUCGCACUGACCUGGGCGUGCAAGCGUUUUCGAACUUAUCUGGUCGGAAUGGACUUCCUCAUACAAACUGAUCACAAGCCUCUCAUUUCUCUGUUCGGCAGCAAAGCGCUUGAUGACUUGCCACCUCGCAUCCUGAGAUUCAGGCUGCGACUGCUUCGCUUCACGUACCAGAUCGAACAUGUGCCUGGAAAGAAACUGAUCAGAGCGGACGCACUGCCCCGGGCGCCAGUCCAUGGAGAGCCCACAGCAGAGGACAGGCAGCUGGAGCAUUAUGUGUGCGUGUCCAUCAACCAAAUAAUGGAGCACUUGCCAGCGUCGGACGACAGGCUGGCUCAGAUCAGGACCGCGCAGGACACAGAUGAUAUCUGCAAAAAGCUCAAAAACAUGGUGCAGACCGGAUGGCCUGAAAACAGAAAAUGUCUUCCGUCGGAACUUCAACCGUACUGGCAGUAUCACCAGGACCUGCUGAUAGCAGAUGGGCUACUGCUGGAGGGCGAGAGACUUGUCAUCCCGCUCACCAUGCAAGAGGAGAUGCUCAACAAACUUCAUGAAGGCCACCAAGGCAUGACAAAGUGUGCCGCCAGAGCGCAGCAGUCAAUAUGGUGGCCAGGUCUAACCAGUCAAAUCAAACAAAAAGUGGAAAACUGUGAGAUCUGUGCACGUGAGGCUCACAAUGCACCGGAGCCGCUGCUGACGACACCAUUGCCCGACAGGCCGUGGCAGCGCGUUGCGGCAGACCUCUUCCAGUGGAACAAUGCGAUGUACCUCGUGGUGAUUGACUACUUCUCGCGCUACAUAGAAGUAGCCAACCUCUCAUCCACCACCACAACCCACGUGACAGAGAAGCUGAAGUCUAUCUUCGCACACCCUCGGGUCCCAGAAACUGUUGUCACGGAUAAUGGCCCCGAGUUCUCUGCAGCAGAGUUUGCAUCUUCGCCAGAGACUAUGGCUUCACACACACAAUGA